AUGAAACAAAAAAAACAUAAGGUUGAAACCUUGCAAAAUGCAAGCAACCAACUCUUGGAUUUUCAAGAAAAACUGACUGAAGAAAUGAGAAAGGAACCUUUGCUGGAAUCUACAGCUGCUAUAAUAAUUGAUGAAGAUAGCAACGGGAAGAGUGUAAAAGACUAUUAUAAAACUCUGAGUCCUACAAAUAAAGGGCAGAUGAAAAAUCCAUUUCUUUCAGAUGAUGAAGAUCAGACAAGUCAGCAUUUUAAAGAACUGAAGAAGUCGAAAUCACCAUUCUGGAAUAAGGGGAACAUGUUGUCUGAUGAAGAAUCAUUUAUUUCUGCACUUUCAGGUCAGAACGUUGGUGACAUCUAUGCUAAUAAGAUUUCUGAAAAUACAAAAGCAACCAAAAAAAAGAAGAAAUUAAUGGCCAUUGAAAAAUCUAUACUGUGUUAUGGUGCAUCAAAUAUAAUUGAUUUAUCUGCUCACAUGAAGAGUUGGUUUUGUGUUGAUGAUAAGAAGUUUAUUAUGAAAAAUCAUAAGUCUAUGUUGCGAGUUCCUGAACUGGCAGGUGAAGAUAACUUAUUUGUAGGAGUUGAUAUUGGUGAAUGGGAGUUUUCUGUAAGAGCUGUAGUGACCAAGACUAUCAGUGAUAGAUGCCAUUCCACUCAAAUAAAUCAAUCAAUUUUAAAUGGAUUACUAAAAUAUAAUUUCAAUGAUGAACAAGUUAGAGACAUCCAAGUGCCUUUUUUGCAGUUUGGUGGCACAAGUGGACAAUUGUUAAUUGAAGAUCUGGAUAUGUAUAAAAAAAUGUGCAAGACUAUAGAAAAUCUAGAAACAACACAUCAUGAGUUUGAUGAUAUUUUUAGUGAUGAUGACAUAGUUGAUACAGCCAAACCUACUCAUUGUAAAUACAAAUAUAUUCACAAACCAUGGUGGACCCCAAAAGCAAAAAAAUCAUAA
Messenger RNA from Entrophospora candida, 945 nucleotides. Lineage: Eukaryota; Fungi; Glomeromycota; Glomeromycetes; Entrophosporales; Entrophosporaceae. The record is from the annotation of a GenBank genome assembly.